CCUCUAGCCCCCGCCCCGCCCCGCCCCGCCCCCGCGUGUCCUGGCGGCGGAGGAGGAGGCGCCGCUGCGGGCCUGGAGCGGAGCCGGGCAGCGCCUAGCGAUGUCCGCCAAGGAGGGGAGCAAGGUGCUGCUGCUGCCGCCCCCCGGCACGAGCGAGCGCGCUGUCAAGGCUGUCCCUUUUCCGCCAACACAUCGCUUGACAUCUGAGGAGGUGUUUGAUACAGAUGGAAAACCAAGGGUUGAUAUUUUGAAGAACCACUUAAUAAAAGAAGGUCGGGUAGAUGAAGAAAUUGCACUUAGAAUCAUCAAUGAAGGUGCUGCAAUUCUACGUAGAGAAAAAACCAUGAUUGAAGUUGAAGCUCCAAUUACAGUGUGUGGUGAUAUUCAUGGCCAGUUCUUCGAUCUAAUGAAGCUGUUUGAAGUGGGAGGAUCACCUGCUAACACAAGAUACCUCUUCCUUGGUGACUAUGUAGACAGAGGUUAUUUUAGUAUAGAGUGUGUGCUGUACUUAUGGGUUCUGAAGAUUUUGUAUCCAAACACAUUAUAUCUUUUGAGAGGCAAUCAUGAAUGCAGACACCUCACAGAAUAUUUUACCUUUAAACAAGAAUGUAAAAUAAAAUAUUCAGAAAGAGUCUAUGAUGCUUGUAUGGAAGCUUUUGAUUGCCUCCCUCUUGCUGCACUUUUAAAUCAACAAUUUCUCUGUGUUCAUGGUGGACUUUCACCAGAAAUAAACACACUAGAUGACAUUAGAAGACUAGAUAGAUUUAAAGAGCCUCCUGCGUUUGGACCAAUGUGUGACUUACUGUGGUCUGAUCCCUCAGAAGAUUUUGGAAAUGAAAACUCACAAGAGCACUUCAGUCACAAUACAGUCAGAGGAUGUUCCUAUUUUUAUAGCUACCCAGCAGUUUGCGAAUUUUUGCAAAAUAAUAAUUUGUUGUCAAUUAUUAGAGCACACGAAGCACAAGAUGCAGGCUAUAGAAUGUACAGAAAAAGUCAAACUACAGGGUUCCCAUCAUUAAUAACAAUUUUUUCGGCACCUAAUUACUUGGAUGUCUACAAUAAUAAAGCUGCUGUAUUAAAAUAUGAAAAUAAUGUGAUGAAUAUUCGUCAGUUCAACUGUUCUCCACAUCCUUACUGGUUACCCAAUUUUAUGGAUGUAUUCACGUGGUCGUUGCCGUUUGUUGGAGAGAAAGUAACAGAAAUGUUGGUGAAUGUUCUGAGCAUUUGCUCUGAUGAUGAAUUAAUGACAGAAGGAGAGGAUCAAUUUGACGUAGGUACAGCUGCAGCACGAAAAGAAAUAAUCAGAAACAAAAUCCGUGCAAUUGGCAAGAUGGCAAGAGUCUUCUCCGUUCUCAGGGAGGAGAGUGAAAGUGUGCUGACACUCAAGGGUUUGACUCCCACUGGCAUGUUACCUAGUGGAGUGUUGGCUGGAGGACGACAGACCCUGCAAAGUGCCACUGUAGAGGCAAUUGAGGCUGAAAAAGCAAUACGAGGAUUCUCUCCGCAACAUAAAAUCUGCAGUUUUGAAGAGGCAAAAGGUUUGGAUAGGAUCAAUGAGAGAAUGCCACCAAGAAAAGAUGCUCUUCAGCAAGAUGGUAUUAGUUCUGUAAACACAAAUGCCAAUGGAAACAAUGGAACUGGUAACAACAAUGCACAGUGACUGCUCCAAUUUCUGGUUUACUCACAUAUGUCUUGCCUGAGAAUUCCUAGAUUUACUGCUUUCUGACAUGACAACAGAUGAAAUAGCCAGGGGGAUCAGUCAAACUGACUACUUAAUGUGAUAUGGAAAACAACCUGAUCCCACUGAAGAGAAACCAUCGUGCUUUUGAGACAACCGCCCCUCUGUAUAAGUGAUGACUUGAACAUCUCUUCGGCAUGCUUCUUCUAUGGGCAGAAAAUCCAUUGCUGACUGCUGAACUUUGGAGAGAUCUGGGAAAAUAAUUGGGCCGUUAUCACUAAAGCACAUCUAGACUAGCAUCUUAUGCUUAUCAUUGUCAACACUUUUAAGUUUACAAAUGGGAUGUUCUUUUCAGUAGAGCUAGAUUUUUUUUAAAUCAGACUUUUAAAUACAGCCCUUAGAGCUAACUAUUUAUUAAUGGACAUUAGUCUAAUGAAAUGUCUUUAAAAGAUAGAAUAGAAUGGUCUUAAAAAAUCUGAGGCUGCAAAAAACUGUAUUUUAAAUAGAGAAAAAUGCCAAAAAUCUCAGUUGGUCAUUCUAUAAAAUGCUGACCUCAGGUGCACUCCUUAGAUACUGCUAAUUCUGUAUUUUGUAGUUAUGGCUUAUCAGAAGAUUUCUACAUAGGAAAGUUUAUUACUUGAACACAGAUUAAAAAAAUAUAUUUAAUUUAGAAAUUUUUUUCCCAGCUUUUUCAAAACUCUCCCCACUUUGAAAAAAAUUUUAAAUUAUAUAUAUAUCUAUAGAUAUAUAUCACUAUAUAUCUAUAUAUAUAGAUAUAUAUAUCUACACACAUACACACACACUAAUUUUAAAGUGAAAAAUCAUGGAACUGCUUAAUUUUAAGGUACUUUUAAUUGAACUUUGUACAUUAUGUUGAAGUAAAUUUUGAUUCAUAUCAAGUCUGUAAAGCUUGGCAUUGUAUUUUGUGUAUGCAUGUUUUCAUUUGGCAAAAUAUUUAAUAUAUAGGCCUAUGAUGUACAUCUAUAGGUUACAUAGAUGUUAUUGGUACUUUUAGUUUAUUGUGAGUAUUACAGUUGCAUAAAUAGCUAAUCACUGGGCUGAAUAGCUGCAAGCUUUUUAUUAUUUUCUAACUCUGUAAAGGAAACUGAAAAUGUUAUGGAAAUACUUUUGUUUAGGCAAUGCAGCGCAUAAGUAAUUGCUCUGUUCAACUGCUAAGGCAUUAGUGAAAGUGUAAAAUCGAGACUGCAUGUAUUUUGAUAGCUACAGGACUGCUUGGUUAAAAUUAAAACUGAAAUUCUAUGCUGAUUUGUUCACAAAUAAUGAACUGUACUGAUUGCCACUGUACUUUUGUUAUAUAUUUUGACAUUUGCUACCUUUCUCAUCCCCUGGAACACAACUUGAAACUUAAGUCACUUGAGUUCAUCUCCCUUUUUUUUGUUUGCCAUAAGGUACAAUCUGUAUAUAUACCCCUGUCUCAGUCAAAACUUUUAUGCAUGUUCUGAGCUAUUCAAGUAUUUUAUAAACAGUAGCACACAAUAAAUUUUGUGCAUGGGCUGCGGCUCCUAUCAUUGUGUAUUGGUUUUAUUUUGAAUGCUUAGGUCUAAUCAGACCCAGGUUAUUUUAAAACCUGAAGAGUAUUUCUAACUAUUUUUAAAAUCAGAAAACAGUUUAAUGAAUGUAACUUGAGAGGGCAGGCUUAAUUUAUUUUCUGAGCAAUAUUUUACUAGAAUCGAAGCCAAAAAUUUAUUAACUUGAAGUCCUGCUGCUUCCAGGGAGAGUGUUAAUAUUUUAUUAAUGAGAUUUUAGAAACAGAACACCUAAGAAUUUCUGUAUUAAAUUUGACAUUCAUUAUAGGUUUCUACAGACCUAUAUCUAAUGUGCAAUGCUAGGCUUUGCUCAAAAGAAAAGCUGUUUAUUGAGUUUUUUCAUAUGUGAGGACUGUGCAUGAUCUUUUAUGUGAACUAAGGUGAUGUUUUUGAUAGCAGGUAAUAUCAGAGCCAAUCUUUCUGGCCAGUUUUGAUUAAAGGCAAAUGAGAAAUCUACUGAAUGUUAUCAGAGUAUAUUAACCACAAAAUUGUUAGAAUAGUGGUGAUGGCUUACACAUCCUGAAAACUUGAGUUAAUGUUUAAGUUUUACUUCGUUUUAGAUGCAGUGUAAUUGGGAACAACCAUUCAAAUGGUUGGAAUACAGAAACCCAAGAUCCAGACAGUGGUAAGUGGCCCCUGUGUUCCUGGACUCUCACUAGUUUGUGAUACGUGACAUUGGGAAGGAGAAAAAUGGGCACCUGUAUUACAAAGUUCUUUUUAUCUGAGGAGCAGUCCAUCAGUAGUCUUCCAUGAUGGUGUUCAGUUGGGCAAAAAUCCAACAGGUUUCACAAAGCAGUCUCUUAAUGGACUGGCUCUCAAUUAGUUGUUGUUCUGAGUGGGUGGGAGGUUGUGUAUUAAAAGAAAUACAAUUGAAACCUCUGAUACAUAAAAGAUACAUUCUCAGUGGCCAGGAUCACAGCAAGAAUGGAAGGCAGCAGUGAAGUCUAAUGUAACUUAAAAACUUUAUCUUGUUCAGAGUAGACGUGUUUUAUUAAGAGUUUUGUCUGAAAGUCCUUUCACCCUGUAAUUCUCUAUUUUCCUAGAGCAUCUUACAUGAGGAGAAGUCUGUCGUUGGGUGGAUAACUGCAUUUUGCUUUUUAGUGAUACUUUGACAUAAACAAAGAUGGUCCUUCACCUUGUCUCUAGAAAAGUCCUAAAUGUACCAUGAGACUGAGUAUUUUGAGCCAUGUAUUUUCCCAGUAUGCUUUUAAUGUUUCUGGUUGUUUGGAUUCCAGAUUGGAUAUUUUCAGAUUAAGUCAGAAAAGCAGGAUGGGGACUGUUAUUUAUACUCUAGCACCAUUCUGUCAUGUUUCAGCAACACAUUCUUCCUCAUUAUCCACAUGGGUGUUCAGCUUUGCUAUUUGCAAGUGUGUUUUUUCCCGUAACUAUGAAAUUGGGACCUACCAACAGAGGGCAUCCAGGUGUGGCCCUGUGCAUUGCCAUAUGUUAUCUUAUCAGACUAGUAGUGAACAGCUGCAAGCAAGCCAGCUGAAAAUAUCAGUACCUGAUGUUGCUAGGUUUGAAAAAUCAGAAAAUACAGUAAUUGUUUGACAAAUUGUUCUCUCCGUCCUGUCUUCCUAUGGGUAGUUAUUUGGAUAAUAAGAACUGGGGCAGCUGAAAGCCCGUCUGGAAAAAAAAUAGAUUUAUGUCUCCAUUACUAAACUUGCUUUGAGAAGGUGAGUCUUCAUGCCAUGAGUGUUUCUCUCAUUGGUCAAGACAUCAGAAGGAAAGAUUCCUGGCUAAUAAUGAGUGUGUAUUUUCCCCAUCAUUUGCAUGCACUUGCUAGACUUUUUUAAAAGGAAAAGUCCUGAUUGUUUUUGCUUCCUGCACUAAACAUUGAAGAGACUGAUAUAAAUGGCUUUGUGCCAGUUUUGUAUUGUCUCUAGUGUUUGUCUACACAGGGAUCUAUAUGACCUGCAGUGUGAACUACAUCUUCUGGCUCUGCAUUACACUUCACUCAACAGUUGUGCAUUGGCCCUAGGAGAUGAAGACUGACUGCAGUGUGGUGCCGUGUAGUACAUUUUAGCCAUGCCCCAGUUAGGGCUGGGUGUUUGACCAGUCAAAUAUCAGUUGAAAAUUGUAAAAAAUUGUCAGUGGGUCCAAAUAAUACGCAGAGAAAGCAUAAUUUUUGCACUAAGAAAUGUGUCAAGAAACAAAAAAAAUUGUCAAGAAAACUACAAAAAAUACAGGGUGGGUUUUUUUGUGAAACUGCUAUAAUCUUUGACCAGUCAAAAAAUAUGCAGUCAGUGGACAAUAUUGUUCUUUCCCACCCUACCCCCAAUUGGUCUUCUGUUAGGACGGAAGGGUUGGCACAGAAACCCUAUGCAUUUCAUAAUGGCUGAAGGUAAGUUGUAUUCUCAGGGUUUUUUCUUAGGGCACUAUCCUACCCACUUUGAACAAUGUAAAGGUGCUUUCUUGAGAGAGAGGCCCAAUGUGUAGAAUACGUUCCAGUAACUGCCAGCUUUCGCCACUCUGUCAGGGCUUGGACAGAUGAGUUAAUGCAUAGAUUGGUGUAAGUGCCUUGAAUCUGGAGUAAUAAUGCAAGGAAAAGUCUGUAGUUUAAAAAAAAAGUUGUCAGGUGUCAUCUGUGCUGAGGUAGCCAUUAGUUCAAUACCAUGAUAGCAUUUAUUGUCAGUUGCUGCCCUGGUGUAGCUGUUCACGUGUUCCCUCUGGAUCCCAGAGCAGUUUAAGUCAGUGAA
Molecule: messenger RNA, 5924 nt
Organism: Gavialis gangeticus (Gharial)
Lineage: Eukaryota; Metazoa; Chordata; Crocodylia; Gavialidae
Gene: PPP3CB
Product: protein phosphatase 3 catalytic subunit beta
Exons: 14
Coding region: 101-1660 (519 amino acids)
Biological process (GO): calcineurin-mediated signaling
Cellular component (GO): calcineurin complex; cytoplasm
Molecular function (GO): calmodulin binding; calmodulin-dependent protein phosphatase activity
Source: RefSeq, a predicted model, not a curated record